CAAGAGCACGCGAGAGGGAACGCCCUUUUUUUUUUUCUUUUUUUUUUUUUGUCUCGUUUUCCUACAACAAAACAACCAUGGACAUUGAUGUGUUAAGAACGCGGUUAGACGAGGAACGAAAGACAAAUCGGUUACAACAAAGUGCGAUUGGGAAACUGGAGGAUCAGGUGCAAAGCCUGAACACACGUUUAGGCCAAGUGCAAGGUGAAUUAUCCUGGACGAGACAACAAUUAGCUGAUACGGAAAAUGAAAAAAAAAGUCUACAAAGGCAACUACAAGAGGUGCGAGCCACACCAGAAGAAACAGGUGAAUUGAAACGGUUUCAGGAGAUUGCUCAUUCGACUACAUUGGAAAAUAAAGAAUUAAGAGAUAUGGUGAAAUCGUUAGGUGAUAUUAAUCAAGGCUUAGUGGAAGAAUCAGAGGAACUCAAGUAUCAAUUGAAUGACAGGUGCAGCACAAUCACAAACUUGAACAGAUUGAUCGAUAUACAAUCCAAUCAAAUCAAAGACCUCAACAAUCAACAUACCCAACAGUUUCAAGAAAAUAAGCAACUAAACCGAUUAUGGAAUUCCAAUAGCAAACGAAAUGCAUCCUCUCAAAAACUAUUCGCACCGAAAAAUACACACUUGGUCCAACAAUCCAUCAGUUCUAUGCUAUCGAAAAACGAUGAAGAUAAACACCCGUAUAAUGAUUAUGACGAUGAUGAUUUUGUUAUGGAUCCACGUACCACCAUUGAACAUAGUCGAAGAAAAGGAAAGGCACGCGAUAACCAAGAGCAAUUUCAGUUAGAUACACCCGUCUCUUUUGGACGAUCCUCACAAAAACGUAAAGCAGAUGUAUCUCCUCCACUUUUACCUACACGAGUACCAACCACCACCACAGCAGCAGCAGCAGCAGCAGCAGUAGCGAAAAAGUCAGAACCUACUUUGGUUUAUAUCGAUUCAUGGUCUUUGGAUUCUCAUGAGGUGGAACCUAACAGUAUAAAACAUGAAACAUCCUUACACGAAGACGAGCCACCUUUAUUACCACAGGAAGAAGAGGUAUCGUUGUUGCAACAAGAAGAGGAGAAUGUACCCUUGUUGCAAAAAGAAAAAAAUACUGCUGCUAUGAAACAAGAAGAGGAAAGCCCACCCUUGACGAAUCAACGACAGGCUUUAAAAGUAGUGCCUACCAACAUUAAGAACUUGGCUAGCAAAGUACAGGUGGAGGUAAAACAUAACCAUGAUGGUGGUAAGGGAACCUGUAAUGCUUGUGAAAAGUUUUAUGGUACGGAUGCGAUGCCUGAUCCUCGUAAUCGAAACAAUAUGAUAACACCUGCAGAUCGACAGUCCAAUCAUUCUCGACAUCGGCCAAGAGAAAAGACACCACCUGGAUUUUGGGAAUUAACCUUUCCUACUCAAUCAACCACCUGAAUUUCAUAAAAAGGGGGAGCCUUCAACUAACUUAAUUUAUGCUCAUAAUAAUAAAAAUGAAGUCUUUUUUUUUAGGCUGUCAUUUAACAUGAUAUCAGACACAAACAGUAACUUAAAUUUAACUAGCAAUUGACUCUGGUCACAAAAAAAUAACGAUAUGUUUUUCUAUUUCGACACAUCCUAGUUGGCAACAACGAGAGCAAAUUUAGACUCAGAUAUCUUUUAUGCAUAAUGUAGGAAGUGGAAAUUAGGAUGCCCAUUUCUCACUCUAUUAAGGGUAUGAUUUAAUACAAAUUUUUUUAAGCCAAUAAACUAGUCUGUUGUUGAAAGGGGG
Molecule: messenger RNA, 1746 nt
Organism: Mucor mucedo
Lineage: Eukaryota; Fungi; Mucoromycota; Mucoromycetes; Mucorales; Mucoraceae
Exons: 7
Coding region: 78-1412 (444 amino acids)
Source: RefSeq, a predicted model, not a curated record